This is a messenger RNA of Limanda limanda (common dab), 1110 nucleotides long. RefSeq names its product lumican (gene lum). Gene Ontology annotation, molecular function: protein binding. The record is from RefSeq and is a predicted model, not a curated record. The transcript is spliced from 3 exons. Lineage: Eukaryota; Metazoa; Chordata; Actinopteri; Pleuronectiformes; Pleuronectidae. Bases 79 to 1110 code for a protein of 343 amino acids.
CCAGUUUUUGAACACCACACUGUUCUUACCUACUGGCCCUCCACCCCACACACACAAACAGAGAGAAGCGCAGGAGCCAUGUCUCCUCUUCGUUUACCCGUGUUGGCUGUACUGGUCAGUGUGGCCCUAUGCCAGUAUGAUGACUACAGCGACUACCAGCCUCGUUCCAUGCUGGGACCCUCAGGGCCCAACUGUCAUCAAGAAUGCGAGUGCCCCGUCCUCUUCCCCUCUGCCAUGUAUUGUGACAGCCGCAAGCUCAAAUCUGUUCCCGUAGUCCCAACAGGUAUCAAGUACCUGUACCUCCAGAACAACCAGAUUGAAGAGAUCAAGGCUGGAGUGUUUGAUAACGUUACUGCUACUCUUCGCUGGCUCAUACUUGACAACAACCAGAUCACCAAUGCUAAAGUAGAAAAGGGAACAAUCGACAAACUCACUGGCCUGGAGAAGCUAUAUUUCAGCUACAACAACCUCACAGAGCCAAUCAUCCCUCCCUCAAAGGCCCUCGAAGAGCUGAAGAUGACGCAUAACAAGUUCUCCAAGUUCCCCUCUGGACUUCUGUCCGACAAAGAGAAUUUGACUUCCAUCAACGUUCAGUUCAAUCAGCUAACCUCUGAUGCCAUCUCUGGGGCUUUCAAAGGGCUGAAGAAUCUGCUGUCCCUGGAUGUGAGCCACAACAAGCUGAAGAAGCUGCCAGCCGGUGUCCCCAGUUCACUGGAAAUCCUCUACGCUGACUACAACGACAUUGACAGUGUUGGAGCCGGAUACCUGAACAAGCUGCCGUCGCUGCUGUACCUAAGGAUCUCCCACAACAAGCUGGCAGACGCCGGGAUCCCUGCUGGAGUUUUCAAUGUGUCGUCACUGCGGGAGCUGGACCUGUCGUUCAACAGGCUGCAGUCAGUCCCUGAGAUCCACCGUCAGCUGGAGAACUACUACCUGCAGGCCAACGAGAUCAGCAAGAUCGACAUGUCAAGUUUCUGCAAGUUCGUUGAUUACCUCACGUUUUCCCAUCUGAUUCAUCUGCGUCUUGACGGCAACAACGUCACACACAGCGACAUGCCCUCUGACGCUGUCAACUGCCUGCGUAAAGCUUCAGAUAUCAUGUUUCAUUAA